Messenger RNA from Saprolegnia parasitica CBS 223.65, 498 nucleotides. RefSeq lists its product as hypothetical. Bases 1 to 498 code for a protein of 165 amino acids. The record is from RefSeq and is a predicted model, not a curated record. Lineage: Eukaryota; Oomycota; Saprolegniomycetes; Saprolegniales; Saprolegniaceae. The transcript has 5 exons.
AUGGCCGACACCAAGUACUUUCAAACGGUCUUUUCCAAGAAGGAGUACCGCGACGCCGACAUUGUGCUCGUCAUCGUGGGCUCCAUGGACGCCCAGCGGUCACCGCCCAUUGAGCCCGAGGCAACGCUGCGCAAUAUCAAGAGCAUUUGCGACGCAUUGACGAAGAAGGGGAAGCGCGUCGCCGUCGGCACGCUCUGUCACUCGGACAUUGCCGCCAUCAACGACAAGCACACUGCGACCAACAAGCUUCUGCGCGACUUUUGCGUCGACACGCAACACGACGAGCUGCCGGUCAUGUGCGCCCCGGACCUUGCGAUUCCGAUGGUGCGCCGCCCAGAGGCCAAGGCGUUUGACGGUGUCCACUUCAACUCGAGCGGCUACAAGCAGAUUGCCAAAGACGCCAUGGACGUCAUCCAGCCGCUGGCGACGGCGGUCGAGUGGACGACGUGGAAAAAGAAGCUCGAUGGCAUGCAUGUCGAUCCUGCCUUGUACGAUUAA